AUAACGUUUGCUCUACCAGCACAGUCUUCGUCACUGCCCACCAUCAGCGCUCGUCAUGUCUCUGUUAAGAGGUAACAACCAGCGACGACGCUCCCAAUCCGCCUCUACAGCGUCCUCACCUUCUCAUCGUCGUUUCAUCGACGACUCCUGGAGAUCCGCCACUAAGAGGUCCCAGCCACACCAUCCAUGUAAUUCAAUCAGCCCAGAUUUUAACUCGCCUUACAAGUGGAAUGUUGAGGACCCAAGAAGUAAACGAAGGCGACGAGACUAUUCAGUAUGCGUUAUUAUUAUCCGUGGAUCAAGUUUGCUAAUUUCCUGGCAGCCGUCCAGCGACAGCAUGGAUGAAACCGUCUUCUCACAUUCCCCUCAUACAUCUCAACCUACCUUUGCUACAACAUCGGCUGAAUUCCAUCUCUUCCCUAACCGUGAGCGGAGUAACAAUCGCAUACGAAGAGCGUCGCAUAAUCCAUCUUCCCAGCCUGACUUUUCUUCAAGUCAGGAAAUGACCAACCAGGCCGAUCUGACGAGUCUGCGCGCUUCUGCAUUUUGGGAACUCCACAGAAGUGUCGCUGACAACGGAGAGGGAUUGGUACGGCGAAUGCGAGAUUACGAGCAUACGCGCUCCAGAGCGGAUGCAUAUUCGAAGGCAAAGGAGGCGCAUAGGCGCGGACGAAAGAGGUCGUCCUUGAUUGUUUCGGCUCGAAAACCGGCUCCACCGGUCGAUGGCUCUGAUGCAGACGACGACGACGAUGACAUCCAGAUUUUCUCUGGAGAGGUAUCAGAUAUUUUCGCGGGCAAAUAUGGUCACGACCAACGGGCGUCGUCAUUAGACUCCAAGGGAGCUACCCUUCACCGUGACGGGUCUUCCCGGUCUAUGCCCAGCGGCAGCGAAUGCUGUUCAUCUCCUGCGGCUUCUUCGAUAUACCCGUCAGACGAUGACACAAAAUCCAGCGCGACAGAUCAGUUCACCGACGGUGGUCUCCAUCAUAUACCUUCUCAACCUUUCACCCCUGUUUUGUCUUUUACCGCAUCGUCUAACAGUUCUUCUAUCUCAUCACUUCCUUCCCUUCCUCCUCCUGCUCUGGAACUUUUACCCCGUAUAGUAUCCCCCCGCCCGUUGACUUUACCCGCCUCACGCUCUGAGAAGGCGCUAGCUGCUCUUAGUUUGGCGAUGGCAAACUGGCGCUGGGAGCAUACACGAUUAUGAUGCUCUUGGAGCGCUACAGCCCGUUUCAGCUAUCGAGGAGUGUCAGGUAGGUGAAAUGUGGCAUUAGCCGCCAAGUUGGGCGUCAUCAGGGUGGUGGAUAGUUCUCUCAAGCUUGCAUAUUUCCGAAAUCA
Messenger RNA from Desarmillaria tabescens, 1338 nucleotides. RefSeq lists its product as uncharacterized. The record is from RefSeq and is a predicted model, not a curated record. The transcript has a single exon. The coding region runs from base 56 to 1207 and encodes 383 amino acids. NCBI's taxonomy places the organism in Eukaryota, Fungi, Basidiomycota, Agaricomycetes, Agaricales, Physalacriaceae.